AUGAUUUGUAGCAAUUUAGAAAUCGUAGAAAAUAAUGAAAAACUCACGAGCAAGGAUCUUGUAUAAAAAAUGGAAGCUUAUUGUUUAGAAAUGCAGUAAUGCAUUGAAGUAUAUUUCAUUAAUUAAAAUAUUUAGUCCUUCUUCAUGAGAAUUGAUAAUUUACUUGAUUAAAUAAUUAAUGACUCUUUCAAUUCCUUUAAUUAAAAUUUAGAAUAAUCAUAAUAAGCAAUGCUUCAUUAAUAAUUUAUUUUAUUUCCCUCAUUAGCAAUACCAAGAUUUUGGAAUUAAUAAUUUGGAAAUGAACUAAUUCAUUCAAUAUCCUCAUUAUUGAAGUUUUCUAUUGAAAAUUAAAUAAAAAAGAAUGUGGAAGGUCUUAAUUUAGACAAUAGAGCAAUUUAGAAAGAGAAUGAUAUGCUUAGAUAAAGAAUUAGAAUCAAGCUUGAGAAAUUAUUCUAAAGAAUUAGCUUUUUCAAUAAAAUUUAAAUAACAAGACAGAUAAAUUUUAGAGAAAGGAAAAAUAGCUUUGGCCUAUAAAAUGUUUUGCUGGUAUGGAUUUGUGAUCAACCUUUUCCAAAAAUUUAAUUCUGGUAUAUGCUUUAGAGAUAUUAUCUCAAAAGAUUAUCAAGGAUAAACUUCAGAGAUAGGUCAUGGGUAUUGCAUUUAUUUAUAAUAGAUAUUAUUUAAUGUGUAAGGAUGGAUAUCUAUAUUCUCAUCAUGAGAAAGUAAAAAAUAGAUGACCUUUAGGGAUUCAAAUUGAAAGUAAAUGACAUCAUUAAAAUAACUUUUGAUUUGAAGUAGUAGAUAAUAAAAUGGGAAAAUUUAAAAUCGAAUUAAUCAUAAGUAAUUUAGUAAUAUAUGAAUUUAUAGACUUUAACGCUUGAAACUAAUUAUGGAUUGUAUUCCUGUUUUAGAUUAGCUUCAUCAAAAGUUCUAUUAAUUGAAUGA
This is a messenger RNA of Paramecium pentaurelia, 945 nucleotides long. The record is from the annotation of a GenBank genome assembly. NCBI's taxonomy places the organism in Eukaryota, Ciliophora, Oligohymenophorea, Peniculida, Parameciidae.